AAUAGUUUACAUUUUAUGAACACAGAAUGUAUUUGGGAGGUUUGAAGCCUCCAGAAACAAUACAGUGAAAGAGGAGAAAAGCAGCUCUCGUCACUGAAGACAGCAUUUACGAGCACAGCUUUGUUACCACAGGAUUUAAAGCAACAGAAAAGAAACAAAGUACUCCACCUGCUGCCAGGAAACUGUAAAAUGAAAGGAGGCUUUCUGUCGUGUUGUCAAGCCAUGUGUCUGUCCACCUCCUGAAUAUAAAGUGUCGGCUAUAUAAGCAAUGUUUUGGUGAGGUCGUUCACACCGAGGUUUGAGCUAUUGCCAGAGUUUAAAGGAUUCUCCUCAGCCAAGAGAUAAGUGAACUCGAGUCAGGAAAGUACUCGCGCCGCUGAUGUGAUGUUCCUGUCAUCACCUGCAGAUGAACGCUGAUGGAGACGCGAGCGGUGAACUGGAUGAAAUCCUCCAGCAGAUCGCGGAAUUGGAUAAAUGGAGAGACAUCUUUAACUCCCGCGGGUUGGACUUGCAACAAGGCUAUGUUAAAAGACCUAGCGAGAAGAUCAAAGCUGAUGAGGACAGUGAUGAUUCAUCCAGACCGGCCACCUCGGCCCAUCACGUCAGUGCACCAAACAACCUGUUCGCAGUGCCGUACUCCAUUCCUCAAACCCUCGCAGUGUCUCCAAGUCUGGGUGGGCAACCGGUGUCACCAGAGCUGGCGGUGAAUUUAAGAAGUAUUUUAUUUGGGAACACCUUCCAUAUAUUCAACUACGAGUGGAAGAAAUCAUUCUUCAAGUUUCGUGAGCCUUUUUCUGAUAUGGCAUAUGCUCUGGAGACUGAUAGGGGAGGAGCCAGUGCUAUUCAGAUGGUGGUUCAGGCUCAUAUUAUUAAACGCUUGCUCUUCAACCAGCCAGGGAACUCCAUGUGCACAAUGCAAAGUCUGCUGGAGGUCGGGGAGAAGGAGCAGAGGAGGGCGCUGGCAGCCGCUCUAGCUGACAUCUUGUGGACAGCUGGCGAGGAGCAGACGGCUACCGUCUCCUUGGUCACGUCCGAGCGCUGUUUCACCCCCCACCUCGACUACAAACUCGACAGCUUCACAGAGAGGUUGCAGCUUUUCACCUUUAAAAAGAAAGAUGAUGUUAGAUCUUUUAUAUGUGAGCACAUCCAAUGUUUUAAGGAAGAAGGAAGCCAUGGAAUGAUACUUUUUCUAUACAGCCUUGUCUUCUCCAGGACUAUUGACAGGAUACGAGCAGACUUCGAUUGUACCACCACUCAUCUUUUGCAUUUGAGCUUGGGGAACUUUGUUUGUCGACAGGCUUUAUUAAACCUGCUGUUGACCGGCCGUGCUUCCCCUCAUGUCUUCAAUGGUACGUCACUUAACGAUGAGAAAGACCAACCGCUCGCCCACCCGCUCCACGGGGUUCUGACUCGCAGUCAUGUUGGGUAUCUCUUCUGGAACAGAGAACAAGUCAAGCAUGCACAGCUCCCCCUGGUGGGCAGCAUGCUGAAAACCCCCAGGCUGCCUAUCUGGGUGUGCAACAUCAACGGCACUUACAGUGUUUUGUUCAGCCCAAACCGUUCGUUGCUCUCUGACUGGAAGAUGGAGCAUCUUUUCCAGCUUUACUUCUACAACGGCCAACCGACUCAGCUCAACACAACAGUGCUCACCAUAGAUACACACUCUCAUCACUGGGAGGCUGAAAAUAAAGACAUUCAGGGAGACCUAGAGAAAAAGUUUCCAUCUGUAGAGAUGACCAUUAGGACGAAGUGGGAGGGUGCUGUUAUUGACUGGAAUGGGACCGUGCCUUUUUUCUGAAGAGGUUUGAACCAGGGUUUGCACCUGAUAUCCAGCCCACCUCUCGUUGUAUAUGCUCCUUUAAAAUUCGGGCUUAAUUUGAACUUUUAGUCUUCCCAUUUUACCAUUUAGACAUAUGAACAUUUAACAAAUGUUCAAAACUUAUGUUCCGUAGAUGUCUACCACCUUUCUGGUGUUUAUAUGAUCUUCCUUCCAUACCGUUUUUGUCCUUCAAUCUGGAUCUGAUAUGGGCUGCUAGUAUCAAGUCUCAAGUCAAGUUUCAAGUCAUGAUGGAAAAGGCUUAUGUCUCAAGUUACAGGGUUUAAUCAUUUUAAGUCAAGAUCUUAAUUCAAAGCCUUGCAAAGUAUUUGAUUCCUAUCUGGCAAUAAACGUGUUUAUUUUAUUUGUAUAUAGCUACUGUUUAUGCGCAUCAAUGUUUAUAUGUGAAUAAAAGCCUAAAUUAAUUCGGUUCAGCGUAUAAAGCGAUUGUGUAUCUUCAGAAUAUUUGGACUAAACCACUUAAUUAAUAUGGAUUGGUUUUAUGAUCUCUAUUAACUUUUUUUACAAAGUGGUAGUUGCGUAACUUGCGUAGCUGUCUAUGGAGAGACAUCAAUCGCUUAGAUUUUAGUUAACAUAUCUACAUUUGUGUUAGUUAAGGACCCCUGAUAAAAAGUGUGGCCGAAGAUUGACUAGGUACUACAUAGCUGCAAUAUUAAGAGCAUUAAGUAGCAGUAUUUUAUAACCGUUGAUAUGAAUCAGGGCUGAUAUGAUCAGAUUUUCCUGAAUCUAGUAAUAACUACAGAGGACCUAAGACAGAGCCUUGUAGUACUUCACUUCCAUUUGACAUUAAAUAUAAGAAAUAGUCAAAAUGUUUUGUAAAUGUUCUUCUUUGAUGUAGUUUAUUAUCAAAGGCUAAGUUGACAAUAUGAUAUACACUUAUGACAGAAUUAUAGUGCAU
Messenger RNA from Pimephales promelas (fathead minnow), 2735 nucleotides. RefSeq names its product MINDY family member 4B (gene mindy4b). Lineage: Eukaryota; Metazoa; Chordata; Actinopteri; Cypriniformes; Leuciscidae. Gene Ontology annotation, molecular function: cysteine-type deubiquitinase activity; K48-linked deubiquitinase activity. Gene Ontology annotation, biological process: protein K48-linked deubiquitination. The record is from RefSeq and is a predicted model, not a curated record.